AGCAUAUGAUACAGAAACAAUGUCAUCAAAUAAACCUUCCUCUAAUGGCCCUACAACACAAAACGUGUCGAACAUACCUACGCCAAACGUCGCUAACGAUACGCACACUCAAGCAGUGUAUGGUACAGAAUCAAUGUCACCAAACAAACUUCCCUAUAAUGGUCUUACAACACCUGACUCCGCCUCUCUGCCAAGCACUAAACCAACAUACUCUUUUGCAGGAGACGAACCUACACCAGUUAAUGGCAUAAAACCAAAACCCAGGUGCAGCCAGUGCUUUAGCACCUUCCUGACGGAAAGAGCAUACACCAAACAUAUGACUACAUACCACAGCCAGACAAAGCCACAUAUCUGCGGCUUUUGUGGAAAGGGAUUUCAUGACAAGUUUGACCUGAAGAGGCACUACCGAACACACACAGGUGUCAGACCGUACAAGUGCAGCCAGUGUGCACGUUCUUUCACUCAGCGCUGCUCCCUUGAGACACACGUCAACAAAGUGCACGAGAUGCCACUCGCCUUCACAUUCAAGGAGCGGCGAGAAAAGAUAUACGUAUGCGAGGAUUGCGGACAUUCUGUGAAGGACGCGUUUGAGCAUUACCUCCACAUGUGGGUCGCGCACUCGCGACUGGCCAUGCCCAAGCGUCUUCGACAGAAAGUGCUACACAGGAUAAAGUACAUCCUAAAGGCUCAAAAUGGCGGUGAUAAAAAUGAAGAGGAACUUUUGGCAGACACCAAAGUUGUCACUCAGUCAAUUUGUCAAGUGAAGAUUUUAUCAUUUGGAAAGUAAUAGUCCUUUGGAAUCGUUGGAUAUGAUUCAUGGUGAAUGUAUUUCGUAGAUACCUAGGCUGCAUUGAUUUAUUCAGUACUAAAGUCAAAGUUUGUGGGCAUUUUACUCAGUUUUCAGCUUCGAUAAAAACUUGAUUCUUUACGAAACGGGACUAAUGCUUCAUAAAACGGCUUAUAAUUGAAACUUGAAGUAUACUAAAUUUGUUUUAUGGGGAUACAAAGACCGCAACAGAGUCCUUCGCGCUUUCGAGAUUCCUCGUCUUCGACGAGCCAGCACAUCGCAGCAGUCCGCGGACGCCGACAUGUCUAGACCGUGCAUCACAGUUCGCACGGGCAUCCCGGCGGCGAUGAAGCGUUAGCAUAGUCGUCCAGCACAGAUCGCAUACACCCUCCGAUUUGGACAAAACCUGAUGACGCGUACUAAAGUUUCAAACAAAAAUGUAAUUCUCCAAACCAUUAUUGAUCUAGGGACGUUAACUGGAACACUUCGGAAAAAACCUACAUCUUUGCAUUUCUCUGGAAGUGGUAACUAUCUUUAAUAUUAAUUAAUUGAUAUGUUAUUACUUCACUUUGUAAAUGCUUCAGACCACAACAGUAGCCAUUAGAAAUAAAUUAUAUUCGGAUAUGAGUUAUAUUAUUUCUGUUCUUAUCUUUUAACUUCUUAGUAUGUAUUAAUAUAAAUGCUGUAUCAGAAUUGUGAAGAAAGAAUGUUUCUCAUCUUUUAAAUGAUUACACUUAAUCUGAAGAAAAAAAUUGAAAAUAAAAAACAAAACAAUUAGUAUUAUUGGACACAUGAAUUAAUUCUAACAACUUGAGGAUAAUUAUUAUCCCAUUUCCCUACAAUUCCUUUGCUAUUUAUUGUCUUGGUCUCUGUAACCUUUCACAAAAAGGCAUUAUGUGUGGUAUUGAUCACAAUUGUUCUCUUUUUACGC
Strongylocentrotus purpuratus (purple sea urchin) is the source of this 1718-nucleotide messenger RNA. RefSeq names its product transcription factor Ovo-like 2. The transcript is spliced from 2 exons. Gene Ontology annotation, cellular component: nucleus. Lineage: Eukaryota; Metazoa; Echinodermata; Echinoidea; Camarodonta; Strongylocentrotidae. The coding region runs from base 20 to 787 and encodes 255 amino acids. Gene Ontology annotation, molecular function: DNA-binding transcription factor activity, RNA polymerase II-specific; RNA polymerase II cis-regulatory region sequence-specific DNA binding. Gene Ontology annotation, biological process: epidermal cell differentiation; regulation of transcription by RNA polymerase II. The record is from RefSeq and is a predicted model, not a curated record.